This is a messenger RNA of Seminavis robusta, 240 nucleotides long. The record is from the annotation of a GenBank genome assembly. Lineage: Eukaryota; Bacillariophyta; Bacillariophyceae; Naviculales; Naviculaceae.
AUGAGGCUACGGCCGUCAAUUCCGUGGGUUGCAGACUAUCUCUCGAAACAACCGUUUGCCGAUCAGAUUGAACUGAUUGGUGCCAAAGAUGUUCGCGUCACGGGGAAUUUUGAAGUCACCGUCAAGUCGACCGGUCAGACUCUGCACAGCAAACGAGCCGGAAAAGGCAAGGCUGAAUCGGCACGAGAGCGAGCCAUGAUUGCCGAACAAAUUGUAGAUCUAUUGGAUGAAAUGGAGUAA